UGUGCCUCUUACAUUCAGUGAAGGAGUAAAUAUAAUCCAGAAAGAUGUCUCAGAGCCCAGAAGUCAUUGUCCCGAUGGCAGAUUGCAAUACAAAUGGUAUCCAGAAUCAGUCCUGCAGCUCAACAAAACCCAGUACUGUCGCCUUUUGUAACAUCUGCUACAGAGUGAAGACAAAGAGUGGAUUUAUAGGCUGUCGAAAAAUAGUUGAAAAAGAAAUUUUGAAAGAUAUCAAUGGAAUAAUGACACCGGGACUGAAUGCAAUUCUGGGGCCAACAGGCAGCGGCAAAUCUUCAUUACUGGAUAUUUUAGCGGCACGGAAAGAUCCUCAUGGCUUAACUGGAGAUGUUUUCAUCAACGGUGCCCCCCAGCCUGCCAAUUUUAAAUGCAUCUCCGGCUAUGUAGUACAGGAUGAUGUUGUGAUGGGGACUUUGACGGUGAGGGAAAACUUCCAGUUCUCAGCUGCACUCAGACUACCCAAAACAGUAAAAGCUCAUGAAAAGGAGGAGAGAAUCAACCAGAUCCUCAAGGAGCUGGGAUUGACAAAAGUGGCAGAUUCAAAGGUUGGAACUCAGUUCAUUCGUGGCAUAUCAGGAGGAGAGAGAAAAAGGACCAAUAUUGGAAUGGAGCUCAUUACUGACCCGGCCAUCUUGUUCUUAGAUGAGCCAACCACUGGUCUGGAUGCCAGCACAGCCAAUGCCGUUUUGCUGCUCUUGAAAAGGAUGUCUAAGCAAGGGAAAACCAUUAUCUUUUCCAUCCAUCAACCACGCUACUCCAUCUUCAGAGUGUUUGAUAAGCUGACUUUGCUGGCUGCAGGAAGACUUUUGUAUCAUGGACCUGCUCAGAAUGCCUUAGAAUACUUCAAGACCAUCGGUUAUGAGUGUGAACCAUACAAUAACCCUGCUGACUUUUUUCUGGAUAUCAUUAAUGGAGACUCGACAGCUGUGGCUUCUCCUAAUGAAACUGAAAAAGAUGGUACUCAUGAUCAGACGCUGGCAGAGAAAUUGGUAGAGAAGUAUUCAAGUUCUUCUUACAACCAAGAAACCAAAGCAGAAUUGGAAAAGCUGUCUUCAAAGGGCAAAACCAAAGGGAUCACUUUCCAAAAAAUCACCUAUUCCACUUCCUUCUUUCACCAGCUGAAGUGGGUCUCCAAACGGAUGUUCAAAAAUUUAAUAGGUAAUCCUCAAGCCUCCAUAGCACAGUUACUGGUUACGAUUUUCCUGGGAUUAGUCGUGGGUGCCAUAUUCUUUGGUGUAACGAAUGAUGGUAAAGGUUUACAAAAUAGAAUCGGUGCCAUGUUCUUUAUGACCACUAAUCAAUGUUUCAGCAGCAUCUCAGCAAUUGAACUCUUUGUGGUGGAGAAGAAAAUAUUUAUACAUGAAUAUAUCAGUGGAUACUAUCGAACUUCUGCAUACUUCUUCUCAAAAUUAAUGGCUGAUUUAAUACCUAUGAGGACUUUACCCAGCAUAAUUUUCACCUGCAUACUUUAUUUCAUGCUAGGACUGAAACCCACCGUAGAGGCUUUCUUUAUAAUGAUGUUUACUUUGAUGAUGGUGUCAUACACUGCAACCUCGAUGGCACUUGCUAUUGCUACAGGACAAGAUGUGGUUGCUGUCGCCAAUCUCCUGAUGACUAUCAGCUUUGUUUUUAUGAUUAUUUUCUCGGGUUUGUUGGUCAAUCUCACCAGUAUCAUGUCAUGGCUAUCUUGGCUCCAGUACUUCAGCAUCCCUCGAUAUGGCUUGACAGCAUUGCAGAUUAAUGAAUUUGUUGGUCUUGACUUCUGCAAUAUCCAUACAAAUAAAAACGGGAGCCCCUCCAAUUGUACAGAUGUUAGCACAAUUCAGCCGUGCACUGGAGAAGAAUACCUAAAAGGCCAAGGGAUUGAUGCAACUAGUUGGGGGUUAUGGCAGAACCAUGUGGCAUUGGCUUGCAUGACCAUCAUUUUUCUUGUUAUUUCUUUCUUGAAGCUACAUUUCAUGAAAAAGUUCUCUUAAGUCAAUGAAGUUGUCAAGUGUCCAAUCCAGUUGGCCCAAGCCAGCAUAAUGUAAAGAGGAGAAUGAGAAAAAAGACUAUUGUUCUUUCAAACUUUUCUUCUUGAUUAACCAUCUCACAAACAAGAAAAGCCUUAUCCUUCAGCCAAGAUGUUUGCCUUUAUAGUACCCUCAAAUAUUAUUUGGUUGCAUGUCAAAAAGUCUGAAAAUCAGUGUCAAUUAUUUCCUGCUUACAAGUAUGGAGACUCCACUUGAAUAGCAUUUAUUUUAUUUAUAUUUUAUUUUUUUUUUCAUAUUCCUGAC
Protobothrops mucrosquamatus (brown spotted pit viper) is the source of this 2291-nucleotide messenger RNA. RefSeq names its product ATP-binding cassette sub-family G member 2-like. Gene Ontology annotation, molecular function: ATP hydrolysis activity; ATP binding; ABC-type transporter activity. The record is from RefSeq and is a predicted model, not a curated record. Lineage: Eukaryota; Metazoa; Chordata; Lepidosauria; Squamata; Viperidae. Gene Ontology annotation, cellular component: plasma membrane. The coding region runs from base 45 to 1991 and encodes 648 amino acids. The transcript has 16 exons.